This is a messenger RNA of Venustampulla echinocandica, 639 nucleotides long. RefSeq lists its product as uncharacterized. Gene Ontology annotation, cellular component: nucleus. The transcript is spliced from 3 exons. Bases 1 to 639 code for a protein of 212 amino acids. The record is from RefSeq and is a predicted model, not a curated record. Gene Ontology annotation, molecular function: histone H2A acetyltransferase activity; protein N-terminal-serine acetyltransferase activity; histone H4 acetyltransferase activity. NCBI's taxonomy places the organism in Eukaryota, Fungi, Ascomycota, Leotiomycetes, Helotiales, Pleuroascaceae.
AUGGAUCCAAUUGAUGUUGCUAAUUCGAAGGGUUUGAGUGAGUUUAUUCAAGAAUAUUUGCCCUCAAGUGAAGAAUGGAGCCUCUGGGUUCAUCCAGCCAACAAGACUCAAUACAAAAUCGCUCUAGAAGCAGCGCAAGGCCUAUCCGUUGCCGAUUUCGAAGCAUGUUUCCAUCUCAUCGAGUUCACCAGCGCUGAUGACUACAAAAAGUCACAAAACGGCUGGAAACCUGGCUCAAAAAAGAGGGAAAUGAAGCUCCUCGAUCUAAAGUAUCUCCUCAUCAAAAACGACAGGGACGCCGUCGAGGGUUUCAUGUCCUUCAUGCCAACAUACGAGGAUGAUUAUCCUGUCAUAUACUGCUACGAAAUCCACUUGUCCUCAGCCCUACAAGGGACAGGGCUUGGGACGACGCUGAUGCAGCUUCUCAGAACCUGCGCUGCGAGGAUUCCAGGAACGGAAAAGCUCAUGUUGACUUGCUUUACGAGUAAUCAAAGGGGAAUCAAAUUCUACGAGAAGAUGGGAUUCGUCAAAGAUGAGUUCUCACCGCCUCCCAAGGUCCUCCGCAACGGCACCCAAAUCGAGUCCGAGUACAUUAUCUUGAGCAAAGCCGUUUCGUCAAUGCACAAAGACAAUACAUGA